Molecule: messenger RNA, 1093 nt
Organism: Anopheles cruzii
Lineage: Eukaryota; Metazoa; Arthropoda; Insecta; Diptera; Culicidae
Exons: 3
Coding region: 1-987 (328 amino acids)
Molecular function (GO): transmembrane monodehydroascorbate reductase activity
Source: RefSeq, a predicted model, not a curated record
AUGACAGAAAAUGGUGCUUCACAAACAUCCGUUCCGUACGGUCGCUUCGAAAAUCUAAGCUCAACAGCCGAUUUGGGAAAUUACGAGCGGAAUGCGGAGGGACGUAAUCCAACGGUUGAGAUAAACGGAGAUCGCCACGCAAAAGGUUAUCGAAGCGUUGCUUCGUCCGUUGCCAUGGGUGCUGGGGAACCAGAGGCGACCAGUGCGGAGCAGGAAGAGCUCUUCGCGCAGUACCGUGACGAUCGGUCAGACCUUCCGGUGGCGCAGGAGGAUCAACAGAUGGACCGCAACAAGCGAAACGUAGAAAACCGCCCGUUGGAUCGCGGUGGGGCGUUUGGUCGCAGGCUUUUGCUUGUGAACGUGAUGGUGAACGGCCUAAUGUUUGCCGUCACUGGUUUCAUCACAUAUCACUGUUUCAACAAGGCGAUGGUAUUGUUUUCGUGGCAUCCAACUUUCAUGACGACCGGGUACCUUAUCCUGAUGUCGCAGGCGGUGCUGACCAUGUCCGGAGAAAACUAUUUCACCCAUCGGUUCACCUAUCGGACGAGGGUGUUCGCCCAUUGGAUUUUGCAGGCGGUUGCGGGCAUUCUGAUCACCAUCGCCGCCGUUUGUAUAUUUCUAAACAAAAUUCGCCUCGGCAAGUCCCACUUUAAAACGCUCCACGGCAUCUUCGGUCUGGUGACGGUCUGUGUUACGCUGGUAACGAUCUUGGGUGGUGUAACGACGAAGUACGCCUUCCAGCUUCGAUCGGUCGUGCGACCGAUCUACAGUAAAUUGAUGCACGGAAUUGCGGGGUCCGUCGCUUACCUACUCGGUAUGGUCACCAUCAGUUUGGGAGUGUAUUCGGUGUGGUUCCAAGAGGAUAAUGACGCCAACGUUCGCCUAAUGUUGGUGAUCGCGAUCGCUCUCAUUGCGCUCUACGUGAUCGUCACGCCGAUGCUCAAUACGGUGCAGCGAAUUAAAACGGCAGUCCGCACAACGAUUUGAAAGAGCAAUUUUUACAGAUUAACAACGCGCAAGCGAAACAUUCAAGUGUGAUAAGCGAAAUAAAACGAAACGAUUUUAUUCCACUUUCUCAUCCGACGUCUUUCGU